CCGAAUCGUAUUUACUGCACAUGCAAGAGCACUUGCUCGACAAAAAGAACAAGUACUGAAGUGUCAUGUGGGCAGGACUGUAAAUGUGGGUCUCAGUCAAAGCCGUGUCGAAACAAGGUAAUCUGUUCUCGAAAGGUUGACAAAAUGUUGGAUCUAUUGUUGAUUUUUAUACAAAUUUCUUGAAAGAGGUGCAAAUUUGCAAUCUUUGGAGAGAAAACGUUUGUUGUUUUAGCAAAGGAAAUGUGCUGUAAUCCCCACGAUCUGUCCUGCAGAAUUAUUAUGAGGUCCUGUACUGUGUUAAUAUAUUUUUGGAUAAAUGCUCACCGAUUGUUUUUUUUGGUAUGGCAGUAUACCUUGUCAGUCUACAUUUUAGUGUCACACUUCUCCUCUACAAAUGUAGUCAUUAUACUGAACAAAAAUAUACACUAUUGUUUGUUUUCCUGAUAUUUUACCUCUCUUUGACAGGACUGUAUUCAAACUUUGAUGAGCCAAUGGUGCACAAACUGUGUGUCAGAAGUCUACAAUGUGGAUUAGGGAGCAUGGACUACAUACAUAGUCUGCUAAUUAUGGACGAUGACAAUGAUAGUGACACUGAGAGUGAGCAUUUUGAUGUGUACAGAGAAACCCCACAGGAGUCUGAAUCCACUGAUAGCCAACAUGCUUCAGCAGUUGCGGGACCAGCACCUAACCCUUCUGCUGCAUCAAACUCACUUCCCUGGUGUAAAUGUAGUUUUUGUAUUGUUGUGGUCAGAGAAGAUGUGUUACAACAUUUGCAAGGUUCAGCAAGCUUUGUCUCGACCCAGAUGUGUUAGAAAUCGAGCAGCAGCACAGUGAUGAUAACAGUACACAAGGGCCUUCAGGAAGGCUGCAUACAGGCAAUUUAUUCUUGAUCGUUAUGGACAUCUAG
Molecule: messenger RNA, 907 nt
Organism: Porites lobata
Lineage: Eukaryota; Metazoa; Cnidaria; Anthozoa; Scleractinia; Poritidae
Source: the annotation of a GenBank genome assembly